Bursaphelenchus okinawaensis is the source of this 1874-nucleotide messenger RNA. The record is from the annotation of a GenBank genome assembly. NCBI's taxonomy places the organism in Eukaryota, Metazoa, Nematoda, Chromadorea, Rhabditida, Aphelenchoididae.
AUGCCCGAGGUGGCUUCUGAAGAACCCAAACAGAGCUGGUUGGCGACACAGGAUUUGUCCAAGCUUGAUCCUACACAGUUGAACCCAUUGACCGAGGAGGUAAGUUGGCAGUUUUCUUUUUGAGUUUCUUUUUUAAGGUUAUCAGUCGUCAAGCCACUAUCAACAUUGGUACGAUUGGUCAUGUAGCUCAUGGAAAGUCCACACUGGUCAAGGCUAUUUCUGGUGUUCACACUGUCAAGUUCAAGAACGAGUUGGUGAGGAAUAUUACCAUCAAGCUCGGUUACGCUAAUGCUAAGAUUUAUCGGUGUUCCAAUGAGGAAUGUCCACGUCCAGGAUGCUACAGGUAGGUAUUGUCUUUUUUAUUUUUAAUUUUCAUCUUAGUUUUUUGUUUUAUUCUAAAAAGUUGAUAAACAAUAAAAUUUAGGUCGGGUGGGUCAAGUGAGCCUGACAGAAUUCCAUGUAGACGAGAUGGAUGUGGCGGCGAGUUUGUCUGUGUCAGACACGUAUCAUUUGUCGACUGUCCUGGUCACGACAUUCUCAUGGCUACAAUGUUGAACGGUGCUGCUGUGAUGGAUGCCGCUCUUUUGUUGGUGGCUGGAAAUGAACCAUGCCCACAACCUCAGACUUCUGAACAUCUUGCUGCCGUUGAAAUUAUGCAGUUGAAGAAUCUGUUGAUCUUACAAAACAAAAUUGACUUGAUCAAAGAGUCGCAAGCCAAAGAUCAACAAGAACAGAUCAAGAACUUUGUGCAGGGAACCGUUGCUGACUCAGCUCCGAUUAUUCCAAUUUCUGCUCAGCUUAAGUACAACAUUGAUGUAAGUUAAUCUUAUUUGCUAACAAUAAUACUAUCGUCUUUUUAAGUGUUAUUUUUUAUAAAAUGUCGUUUCUAUUUAAUUUUAGUUAUCUAUUUGUAAUUUUAGGUUGUUUGUGAAUAUCUUUGUAAGAAAGUGCCAAUUCCACCAAGAGAUUUUACUUCCGACGCUCGAUUGAUCGUCAUUAGAUCUUUCGAUGUCAAUAAACCAGGUUCAGAAGUCGAAGAACUUAAAGGUGGAGUAGCUGGUGGUUCUAUUCUUAAAGGUAAAGUUUUUUUUGACUGUUUACGUUUUUUAUUGAAUAGGAAAUUUGGAUAUUUAAUUUUCUGCUAAUAAGUUUUUGUGACAUUUUGAUCUUUUUUAUAAUUUGUCCGAAGAGGCAGAUUUUAAAACUAAUUUUUGACUAUUGUGUCAUUUUAGGUAUCCUCCGCGUUGGCCAAGAGAUCGAAGUACGUCCAGGUAUUGUAACUAAGACUGCCGAUGGCCGAGUUCAAUGUCGUCCGAUCUUCUCCAAGAUUGUUUCUUUGUUUGCCGAACAAAACGAGCUUCAGUACGCCGUUCCUGGAGGUCUGAUUGGUGUUGGUACAAAGAUUGACCCCACACUUUGUCGUGGUGACCGUCUGGUAGGACAUAUCUUGGGGGCUGUUGGUACCCUGCCCGACGUGUUCAUAGAAAUAGAAAUCUCCUACUUCUUGCUGCGACGUUUGUUGGGAGUUCGUACUGAAGGAGGAAAGAAGGCCGCCAAGGUGCAGAAGUUGGAUAAGGGAGAAGUUUUGAUGGUGAACAUAGGGUCGCUUUCAACUGGAGGGCGUGUCAUUGCCGUGAAAGGUAAGAUUUUGUUUUAUCUAACUAUUUUUAUGGAAUAAAUAAAAUAUGUUUUUAUAAUUUUUGUGUAUUUAACAUUAUUUUUUAGGCGAUGCUGCUAAAAUCGCAUUGACAGAACCGAUCUGCACCGAAGUGAACGAAAAGAUUGCCUUAAGCAGAAGAAUCGAGAAGCAUUGGCGUCUGAUCGGAUGGGGCACGAUCAGACGAGGCGUGACCAUCACACCCGUCACCGAAUAA